AUGGGCGAUGCCGCACGCCCUGAUGAUGAUGAAUUCAACCAGGUCCUCCAGGAGAGCCUCAACACAUGGUCCUCCUAUCUGAAUGCUGGGAGCGAAGAUCACUUCUUUCUCCAGCAGGCCAUAGAUUUGAAAUCUCUCGUUUGCCAGACCCCGCCUUUCCUAGGUGAUGGCCUUGCUUUUCCUAGCGAGUCGAUCUCAUUCGCUUGCGAGAAGAAAUCGACACAGGAGAAGGGCAGUCUUGUCGUCAAUGGCCGGUCAACCUGGAGGACUUACAAAGGCACUUGUGACCUACAGCCGAGGGUCCUCCCUAAGCAACUUCUAUUAGCAGAUGGGAGUCGAGUAAGUGUGAAGUUGUCAGAAGACUCUCCAUUUUCAGACUGGCCCGGAGUUCAGGGACUCUCAGGUUAUGAUAACGGUAAUUAUCUGUCCGUCCUGUACCUCGCAUGGGCCUAUAUUCUAUCUGCUCGAUGGGUUGAAUUGCUUCGCCGCUCUGUUAGCCACGAAUGUCAAAUGCGCUACACCGCGCAAGGGGUACAGGGGUCAUCGCAGCCGAAUAAACCACCCAUGGUUCAAAUUGACCUCGGCGACGAUGCUUGCGAGGAAGAAAUCCUCUGGUGGCGCGCUCUUUUGUGUUCUGAUGACGGUUGGACUGCGACCACUAAGUACAAUGGCCAUGUCUAUUUGUCGCCAUGGUCGGUAUCGGUAAAGUGCGCGGGGAUGACCGUGGCCACAGAGGAUUUUUCCGGUGUUAAUUCAGACCCGCCGCUAUCGAUGACCGCUCUCAAGUACCUCUCUCGUUUCUGUGUGCACCAUCGUCUUUACGCUCAAUGCUCAGUCGCCCUUGCUGGGGCACUCUUCAUUCCAUUUCUAAGCGGGAGAACAGUUUCUCUCCCCUUUCCAAAACAACCUUCUCGGCUGGAAAUACUGGAAAUAAAGGAAAGUUCCAAGGAGUCUGCAUUUUCUAUACAAGAUCUUCUCAAAGAGCACGGCGAAUUGCUUCCCAAAUAUAUGACAUUAAGUACCAAUACGUGGGGUUUACGCUCUCUUCUGUGCUGCACCUUCUUCAAUACGGAUAUUGCGUGUAAUCUUGUCAGUGCAUGGAUGAAUCCGGCUUUUGCGGUUCUUGAUUCGAUUUCCCCAAGGGAAGAUCUAUUGGCCGCAUUAAUGGCAAAUCGACAGCCUCGACUCGGCAUCCUCUGGCUCGGUGCAAUUCUCACAGGGCUGGCAAAAUCCGUCUUGCGUGACAUACGAGCAGGAAUGACGGCUCUAGAUCUCCCAGCUUCUGCCUGGACGGGAACAAAACAGACAUUCUUGACCUCUAAAGUAGGGGACAGUGAUGGUGAAAUAAUAAACCGCGAUGACGAAUGUCGGCUGCUUUUCAUUACCGCCUGUGAAGGCCAUGACCGACCUCCAAUCUGGCCUUGGAAGCCCUUUGGGUUUACACAACUUUGCGAUACAGAGCUGUCGGUCCGACAACAUGCUCAAUGUACCACUCAUUGCUUAGAAUACGAAUCUUGGGAAUGGAUUUUGACGAACAACCGUUCCAUGAGAGAUUUUGGAGAAAUUAGUCAACCUCCUGAUCAAGCAUCACAUUUAUCUACCAACAGGACAUCGGUUGCGCUUGACGAUUAUAACUAUGAUUUCUUCUCACAACUCCUUUCUGAAGGAGCGACACGUGGGAUAUUUGGAUGGUUGAGAUCGACAGGGUACCCUCGCAGCGAGAGAGCCAUAUAUCAGCAUUCUUGGUUAGAUUUAGAAGCCACCGACGAAGAGCCUGAUGAUGCAGGAUCAGACGUAGAUAUACAGCGAGGCUCGGAGGAAAUGCGCGUUGAAAGCUGGCUCGAAGGUGUCGAAUAG
This is a messenger RNA of Penicillium cinerascens, 1857 nucleotides long. RefSeq lists its product as uncharacterized. The record is from RefSeq and is a predicted model, not a curated record. NCBI's taxonomy places the organism in Eukaryota, Fungi, Ascomycota, Eurotiomycetes, Eurotiales, Aspergillaceae. The coding region runs from base 1 to 1857 and encodes 618 amino acids. The transcript has a single exon.